Lasiosphaeria miniovina is the source of this 981-nucleotide messenger RNA. Its product is annotated as 3-ketodihydrosphingosine reductase tsc-10. Gene Ontology annotation, cellular component: endoplasmic reticulum membrane. NCBI's taxonomy places the organism in Eukaryota, Fungi, Ascomycota, Sordariomycetes, Sordariales, Lasiosphaeriaceae. Gene Ontology annotation, molecular function: 3-dehydrosphinganine reductase activity. The record is from RefSeq and is a predicted model, not a curated record. Bases 1 to 981 code for a protein of 326 amino acids. Gene Ontology annotation, biological process: sphingolipid biosynthetic process. The transcript is spliced from 3 exons.
AUGGGACUGUUUGGCAAAAAGAACCACAUGCCCGUCGAGGGCCGGACGGUCCUCGUCACUGGCGCCUCGGAGGGAAUGGGUCGCAGUGCCGCCGUGCAGCUAGCGGCCAAGGGCGCCAACGUCAUCAUUGUGUCGCGCAACGUUGGCCGCCUAGAGGAGGCUCUCGUCGAGGUCAAGGCGGCCGCAAAAUCCUCGCAGACGCAGCGGUUCCUCUACAUCUCGGCCGACGUCUCGGAGAAGGACUUUGCCGAGCGCGUGGUGGCCGAGGCCAUGGCGUGGAACGGCGGGGCGGCGCCCGACAUCGUGUGGUGCGUGGCGGGCAUGUCGACGCCCAUGCUGUGGGCCGACGACGGGGCCAUGGACGCGGCGCGGCGCAACAUGGACGUCAACUACUUUGGCGCGGCCGAGAUGUCGCGCGCCAUCCUACGCGUGUGGCUGGCGCCCGAGAACGCCGCCGCCAUUCCCAACGCCCAGCCCAAGCACAUCAUCUUCACGGCCUCGGUGCUCGCCCUGUUCGCCAUCGUCGGCUACGGCCCUUACUCGCCCUCCAAGUGGGCGCUACGCGGGCUCGCCGACACCCUCGCCAUGGAGCUGCAGCUGUACCCAGACCACCCCGUGCGCGUGCACGUCGUGUACCCGGCCACCAUCACCAGCCCCGGGUUCGACCGCGAGAACCUGACCAAGCCUGCCAUCACCGUCGAGCUCGAGAAGGCCGAGCCGCAGGAGACGCCCGACACGGUCGCCCGCCGCGCCAUCGACGGCCUCGAGGCCGGCCACUACUUCGUCACCAUGUCGUUCCUGGGCAACCUCAUGCGCUGCGGUAUCAUAGGCGCCUCGCCGCGCAACAACUGGUUCCUCGACACCCUCAUCGGCUGGUUCGUCCCCAUCAUCUACUUCUUUGUGCUCCGCGACUUUGACGGUCAGGUGCGCGGGUGGGCCAAGAAGCAUGGCCAUCCCAGCGCGCACGCCAAGAAGCCCUGA